GCCCUAUUUACUUUGUAUAUAAUUAUAUAUAAUUAUGUAAGUUCCAGGUAGGUAAGUACUACAUAGGCAGCCAUCGAGGGGAGAAUCAAUUGAGUUGCUCUAGCUUCAAUUAGUACCUAGUACCAGGCAUUGGAUGACAAACCAAGGACGUACAUACUGAUAUUUACGUAUAUACUUGUUGAGCCUCAUACAUUUUACUUAAACAUAAGCGAUACCUACUUAAUAUUAUGUACAUAUAUCAAUCUCUCUGGUAUCGAUAAUAGCUACUACCUUCAUGUGAUCCUAGCAACUGAUAUACUCGACAACUUCGGAGAACGCUCCUUUACACACUUACAAAGACGUUAUCAUCUACUUUCUACGCACAACCCAUCAAAGCUUCCUCAGAGAGCACACAUGGCGACCCGUAGAUCCGCACGCUUAAGCGCGGCGGCAUCCGCAGAAUCAAAGUCUACAAUAAUAGCCGUGGAACCUGCACCUCCUGCCCCAGUACCAAGGGGGCGGAAGAGGAAGCCCACAUCAGAUGCACCGAAGCUAGAAGCCGUGAGCGGUGUCCCGGAAGAGGAAACCCCGGCGCCAGCAACCCCUAAGCGGCGCCGGGCUGCAAAGCCCAAGGCCGAUGCACCACCAGCAACGCCCACACCCAACAACGCCCUGCUCAUAGGCGAGCCAGCCACAACCUUCGAGACCCCGAAGCCGAAGCCGGCAGCCGUAAGACGGCUCGCGGACCCGACCGGCACCAACGCGCCUCUCCUCUCGCCCGAGACCUCCCGCAUCGUGAAUCGCGGCGCAGCCAUCUCCCCGUCCAAGGCGCCUCUGCCGGGCCAGGUAACCACGGCGAACAUCCUGGAAGAAGCGUGCCGGCACCUGAUCAGCGUAGACGCGCGCAUGAAGCCUUUGGUCGAGUCCCACCACUGCCGGAUCUUCUCGCCGGAGGGGCUCAGCGAGAAGAUCGACCCGUUCGAGUCCCUCUGCAGCGGCAUCAUCUCGCAGCAGGUGUCCGGCGCCGCGGCCAAGGCCAUCAAGCGGCGGUUCGUCGGCCUCUUCGUCGACGAUGCCGGCAACGAUAAUGGAAACGACGACAACGACGGCCACGGCAGCGGCCACGGCCGGUUCCCGCACCCGUCGCAGGUCGCGGCCUGCACCGUCGAGCACCUGCGGACGGCGGGGCUCUCGCAGCGCAAGGCCGAGUACGUGCGCGGGCUCGCGGAGAAGUUCGCGUCGGGCGAGCUGAGCGCGCAGAUGCUCGCGGACGCGGCGUACGACGUGGUGCUGGAGAAGCUGCUCGCCGUGCGCGGGCUCGGGCAGUGGUCGGUCGAGAUGUUCGCGUGCUUCGGGCUGAAGCGGAUGGACGUGUUCUCGCUGGGCGACCUGGGCGUGCAGAGGGGGAUGGCGGCGUUCGUGGGGCGCGACGUCGCGAAGCUGAAGGGCAAGGGCGGCAAGUGGAAGUACAUGUCCGAGAGCGAGAUGAGGGAGAUCUCGGAGAGGUUCGCGCCGUAUCGGAGCGUGUUCAUGUGGUAUAUGUGGAGGGUCGAGGAGACGGAUAUUAGCACGUUGGAAUAGGAGGUGAAGGUUCCUAGGUUUUUCAUAAGGCUGUGGAUGCCAAUCUUCUCUCGAACUGACACUAUCACUGACGAACGCAUGCCUUGUCAUAGGCCAUAAUGUUUGGAUAUAACUAUGUAUUUUACGAAGUAUCGAAGUGUAGGUACUUGGGAUUCGACGUAUAUAAUACCCCCAAAAAUACGCUGUCUAUGCAGUUAUAAUAUACCUAUCACCGUGAUGAUUUCGGUGGUUUAAAUCAAGCCUCAACCUUCAUCGAAAUAUGUACACACACGCCAGGAAGAUACGCUCUAUGUCUUGACCGAGCGUGCUCGAGGCGACUAUUGCCAAUUAUCAGUUACCAACUGGGCGAGAUCAAGCUUUAGUAUCUCCGGCUUGUCUAUGAUAUCCCCUUAGUAAGUUAGUAUCGAGCGAUAGGUAAUCUGCUGGCCUACGACUAUAAAUAUUCAGUUCGUAUCCAGCUUGUAAGUUUGAUGCUCGAAACCGAAAAGCCGAUUUAUUUAUACUUGA
Molecule: messenger RNA, 2067 nt
Organism: Hypoxylon fragiforme
Lineage: Eukaryota; Fungi; Ascomycota; Sordariomycetes; Xylariales; Hypoxylaceae
Product: DNA glycosylase
Exons: 3
Coding region: 394-1560 (388 amino acids)
Biological process (GO): base-excision repair, AP site formation; base-excision repair; DNA alkylation repair
Cellular component (GO): protein-DNA complex; nucleus
Molecular function (GO): alkylated DNA binding; DNA-3-methyladenine glycosylase activity; DNA-7-methylguanine glycosylase activity
Source: RefSeq, a predicted model, not a curated record